This is a messenger RNA of Scophthalmus maximus (turbot), 2979 nucleotides long. RefSeq names its product myelin-associated glycoprotein-like. The transcript has 9 exons. The annotation marks the transcript as partial. Lineage: Eukaryota; Metazoa; Chordata; Actinopteri; Pleuronectiformes; Scophthalmidae. The record is from RefSeq and is a predicted model, not a curated record.
CACUGUUUCACCUCAGGUAGCUUAUGCCAAAAAUGGGCAGUCACCUUGCCCCAGAAGGUAGAGGGGCUGAGUGGCUCCUGUGUGGUCAUCCCCUGCAGCUUCACUUUGCCCCCAGAGCAGAACAAACACCUGGAUGAUUCGUGUAAAGUCAUAUGGAAGCGAGGCUUCGGGCGAACAAAAGUGUUCGAUUCCAGCCUCGCCGGAGCAAGUGCAAGUCUGAACGUCCUGCAAGGAAGUCUAACAGGGAACCUGCGUGAGAAGAACUGCACCACCGUUUUCAACAACCUGCCCUCGAAACACAGUGACAGCUAUUACUUCAGGCUAGAGUGCAACUCGCCGCUGAAGUUCAACUUUCCAAACACCGUCCAUAUCACCGCUCAGGAUUCAUUCCCCAGACCUGCUUUAAAUCCAUCCACGCUGGAGGUAGAAGAAGGGACGCCGGUGAGGCUGAACUGCUCGACUGCUGCUCCCUGUCCCGUUCUUCCUCCAGUUUUGUCCUGGACGCCCAGCAAAGGUGAUAUUGAGGAGAGUGCGGAAAGGAGAUCUCUGACGUCUGUUUUGAAUUUCACCGCUUCUCACCUCCACAAUGGACAGAAGAUCUCCUGCAACAUUCUCUACAACCGGCAAGGUGGCAAAAGUGACCUUCUGUUUGAAAAAAGUCUGACACUGCGUGUUAACUAUCCUCCAAAUAACACAUCGAUCAGUUCGCCUGUGAGGCCUAUGAGGGAGGGCAGCUGGGUGAAUCUGACUUGCAACACUAACGCAUAUCCAGCUGUGGACAGCUACGCCUGGUACAAAGUAGCUGGAGAUCAGGUGUCAGUUGUGGGCUCUGAAAAGAGGCUUUCGACCACCGUUUCUGAUGUCGAUCGCACAUUUUACUGCAAAGUCAGUAACAGAUAUGGAACCCAGAACUCACCCAUUGUUCACAUAGAUGUACAGUUUUCUCCCAAGGACACAACACUAAUCGUGAAUUCUACUGGUCCAACAUUGGAGGGCAGCUCCGUUUCUCUGUUCUGUAGGAGUCGUGCUAACCCACCUGUGGCCAACUACACCUGGUACAAAGAUAACGAAGAGGAUGGGGAGGAUGGAUCGAUCUUAUUCCUAAGCAGCGUCAACACGAGCCACAAUGGUGACUACCACUGCGAAGCAAAAAAUGCCCUGGGAGACGAAUCAUCAGCAACUAUUCAACUGGACAUCCAGUAUCCACCGAAGAACACGUCAGUGAGAGUCGACCCCACUGGUCCAGUGCUGGACGGCAGCUCUGUGACUCUGACCUGCACGAGCAUCGGAAAUCCUGCAGUGUUGAACUUCACCUGGUUCAGAGUGGCUGCAAGACAAAUCAAGGUGGUGGGUUCUAAGCCAGACUUCACCUUCAACGUGACCAAACUCUCAGAGGAUCAAUAUUACUGCGAAGCUCUGAAUGUCCACGGGGCUGAAUACUCAGAGCCCGCCAGCAUUUCUGUCACAUUUGCUCCAGAGAUCCUGCCUUCCUCCCGCUGCAUCAAGAUUUUGUCCAAUUUUCGGUGUACCUGUGACGGCCAGGGGAACCCGCUUCCCUCCAUGAUUUGGGAAUUGGCUGGGGAGCCCGUCAAUCCCUCUCCUGACAUUACAGUCGGGGAGGUUCCCAUGGGGAUCUUUGGCAUUCGGAGUGUCAUCUCCGGACGUCUGGAUAAAAACAUGCCCUCUCUACUCUGCUACAGUGUCAACUCUCUGGGAUCUGAUAGUUUCGCAUUCAACGUGUCCGCCAGUGAAACUCAGCUGGAAUUUUCAGGCUUCAGCACUGUGUCUCUGUUGACUGGCUCUGCAGCCGGAGCACUGGGGAUGCUAGUGGUGUGUGUCCCACUGUUGCUCUGUUGCAGGAGAAGUAGAGGCAACUUUUCAGUGGUGGACAACCAGGAAUCUCUAGUCACUAAUGAUACAAACGCUCCACAAGUGGAUGUUACUCAUGUCAGUGAAGCCACUCUGGGAGAGCAAGGAGGAAGAAGUAAGCCCGAUACACUCAAUGGCCCCAAUGUGGACUUUGAUAAACUCCAGACUGACACAGAGGGUGAGCUCGGGGAAGGGGAGAUCCGAGGCCUGGCCUCCAAGACGGCAUAUGCAGAGAUCGACCUGCAUCCCAGAGGAUGCAAUGGGGAAGAUGCAAAGGAAGAAGAAAACAUUGCAAACACUGCCUCUGCAGAAGGGAGCGUUAUUGAUGGUCUUGCAGGACAGUGGCAAGAUGGCUCAACUCUAAAGGAAAUUGUGGAUACACAGGAUUCUGGCCUUCACAUACCAGAAUCAGAAUAAUCAGGAUCAAGAACGAUCAGAAUGAUGAUGCAUGUUGGAACAGCAGCUUGAUGUAAUGAGAGGUAGAAUAUUUUAGUGAACACCUCUGUAUGCUGGUCAGCCCAUCCUUUCAGUAACACUAGCCCUAAACCUUACUUCUGGGUGGUUCUCACCUGGUGGUGCUGUAGAACCAGAGCAGUCUGUCUUUCCAAACAAUGUAUUGUUUGUAACCUGUAACCUGGGUAAUUUUGUUUGCUCUGACAGUACAAGGCCCCUUCUUUCCCAUCAGAAGCAGAUAUUUAGAGCAGGCAUGGUUUCAGCCACAAAAAAAAAAUAUUACUAAAAUGGUGGUCUCUCGCCAUUGUCCCCGUGUUUCGGGAGGUGGCUCAACAAAAUGCUUUCUGUUGCUAAGAUGGAACAGAUUCGUUUUAACAAAGGGAAUUCACAAAACUACUUCUUGAAGGUCUGGGAACCCUUUUUGAUAUUGCUCGAUGAGACCCAACUGUCUGAUUUGUGUGUUUUGCUCCUUUAAUAUGUCCUUAACCUAACCAUUUGUUUGUUUUACCUGCAAAACUGCACUGCAGAUCGGAUUUCUUUUUUUCUUCAGCUGUGACUUUCACUUCAUCUUCAACUUGAAGAUCUGUCUAAACCUUCAAUCUUCAUCUGUCUACUGUAUAUUUUCCAGUAAAGUAGAAACACAAUAAACAUACUUUA